Messenger RNA from Myotis brandtii (Brandt's bat), 1334 nucleotides. It is a transcript of the gene SMARCD3, whose product is annotated as SWI/SNF related, matrix associated, actin dependent regulator of chromatin, subfamily d, member 3. The coding region runs from base 53 to 1222 and encodes 389 amino acids. Gene Ontology annotation, cellular component: nucleus; SWI/SNF complex. Lineage: Eukaryota; Metazoa; Chordata; Mammalia; Chiroptera; Vespertilionidae. Gene Ontology annotation, biological process: regulation of transcription by RNA polymerase II. The record is from RefSeq and is a predicted model, not a curated record. The transcript has 11 exons.
CCUCCUUACUCCCAGAUCUGUUACCAUGGUAACCUGGUUUUUUCUUUAAAAAAUGUACAGUGCCAAGAGGAGGAAGAUGGCUGACAAAAUCCUCCCUCAAAGGAUCCGGGAGCUGGUCCCUGAAUCCCAGGCUUACAUGGACCUCCUGGCGUUUGAGAGGAAACUGGAUCAAACCAUCAUGCGGAAGCGGGUGGACAUCCAGGAGGCUCUGAAGAGGCCGAUGAAGCAAAAGCGGAAGCUGCGUCUCUAUAUCUCCAAUACGUUUAACCCUGCGAAGCCCGAUGCUGAGGAUUCUGACGGCAGCAUCGCCUCCUGGGAGCUGCGGGUGGAGGGGAAACUCCUGGAUGACCCCAGCAAGCAGAAGCGAAAGUUCUCUUCCUUCUUCAAGAGUUUGGUCAUUGAACUAGACAAAGACCUUUAUGGCCCUGACAACCACCUAGUUGAGUGGCACCGGACGCCCACCACCCAGGAGACGGAUGGGUUCCAGGUGAAGAGGCCGGGGGACCUGAGUGUGCGCUGCACGCUGCUCCUCAUGCUGGACUACCAGCCUCCCCAGUUCAAACUGGAUCCCCGCCUGGCCCGGCUGCUGGGCUUGCACACGCAGAGCCGCUCAGCCAUCGUCCAGGCCCUGUGGCAGUAUGUGAAGACCAACAGGCUGCAGGACUCCCAUGACAAGGAAUACAUCAAUGGGGACAAGUAUUUCCAGCAGAUUUUUGAUUGUCCCCGGCUGAAGUUUUCUGAGAUUCCCCAACGCCUCACAGCCCUGCUGUUGCCCCCUGACCCAAUUGUCAUCAAUCACGUCAUCAGCGUGGACCCGUCGGACCAGAAGAAGACGGCGUGCUAUGACAUUGAUGUGGAGGUGGAGGAGCCACUGAAGGGGCAGAUGAGCAGUUUCCUCCUGUCCACGGCCAACCAGCAGGAGAUCAGCGCUCUGGACAGUAAGAUCCAUGAGACGAUUGAGUCCAUAAACCAGCUCAAGAUCCAGAGGGACUUCAUGCUAAGCUUCUCCAGAGACCCCAAAGGCUACAUCCAAGACCUGCUCUGCUCCCAGAGCCGGGACCUCAAGGUGAUGACAGAUGUGGCAGGCAACCCUGAGGAGGAGCGCCGGGCUGAGUUCUACCACCAGCCCUGGUCUCAGGAAGCGGUCAGCCGCUACUUCUACUGCAAGAUCCAGCAGCGCAGGCAGGAGCUGGAGCAGUCGCUGGUGGUGCGCAACACCUAGGAGCCCUGCAAAUGAGCACUGCGGGCCAGGGCCGCCUGACCCAGGCUCUGCCAGCACCCCUCUGCCCACCUGUGGGAGGUGGGGAACUGGAUUAAAGGUCAUUCAUCUGCUA